This is a messenger RNA of Prunus armeniaca (apricot), 837 nucleotides long. NCBI's taxonomy places the organism in Eukaryota, Viridiplantae, Streptophyta, Magnoliopsida, Rosales, Rosaceae. The record is from the annotation of a GenBank genome assembly.
AUGAGAGCGAGAGUGAUAGUGUUUCCUGUUAGAGGGAGGAACUGGUGCUUCAGCAGAUCCAUUGAGCCUCUGGUUUCAGACUCUGCCUCUCAUAUUCCUUCAACUCUCAAAGGCCUCUGGAAAAAGCUCUCUUUCUCUUCCAAUACCAAUGCCAAUGCCAAUGCCAACCCUUUUGCUGCCAACGCUGAGCUCCUCGUUGAUUUUGUCUCUACCAAGAUGAACAAUGCCUGGAUGGGGCUGGAGAAGGCGCCUCAGGGAACUUUUAAAAACAAGCUUCAUGGGUUGGGAUUGAAGCUGUUAGCUCGCGUUAAGCCUUCUGAGAUUUUUCUGAAAUCAAUCUCUAAUGAGAUCACGGGUGUUGAAGUUACAUACCCUUCAAGCUUAAAUGCACGGCUUGUCCGUAGGAGGUUACGACAUAUAGCUAUGAGGGGAUCUAUCAUACACAAAAAGUACUUAUAUGGUUCGUUUACGUUGCUUCCUCUGACAUCUGCAUUUACUGUUUUGCCUUUGCCUAAUAUUCCCUUCUUUUGGUGUUUAUUCCGUACUUACUCUCAUUGGCGAGCUCUACAGGGAAGCGUGAAGCUCCUUCAGCUAGUCUCAGAUAGCCAUGACACUCCCAAUUCUACUCUCGAUGGAAAUGAAACUGAGCACAUUAAAUCACAUGGACGCAAAAAGAUACAUGAUUCUCCAUGGGUUUUGCAGCCGUCUAAAAAACUUGAGGAACUUCUUCAUCAUGGAGAUGAGCAAGACGGUCUGAAAAAACCUGCUAUAUUAGAUAUCUGCAAAACCUUUGAAUUGAACACUAAUGAUGUUCUGAAAUACAGAGAUUCAAUGUAG